UGGGGUUAUCCAGCGGCGCACCCUCCAUAAUUGGGACGUGCACUUUCAGUUGGCGGCCAACUGAAGAUGCCAGUUCGCGGCUCGUUGUGCGCCCGCGACCGCGAAGCGUCCGAGGCAGGACCACCGAGAGACGCGCGGCGACCGCCGCAAAGUUCCGUACCCUGUGGCUCAGGCUCAGGUCAAUCUUUGGCUACAUCUCAGGUUUCGCAGUAUCGCUUACGAGUCGUGAUGCGGCGGGCGUUGCUCGAAGCCGACGCGUCGCCUCCCCCCAGCCGUUCUGGCAUUCCUGGCGUCAAUCUUGUGUGCGGCUUGCUAGCGCUUACGACGAGGACACACGAUCUUGCGUUUCAGUCUUCACCUCUCAGCCGGCGCGCUUGGCUCUGCAAUAUCGUUGCAUUGGCAUAUUUUUUCUGGACUGUACCUGAUAGUUUGUCUAGUUUACUGGCUUUCAUUGUUAACAUUGUUUAUAUCAUGAUCUGUAUAGUGACGCAGUUGUUGGUUCCCCCGCAGUCGUGGUGGCUGGAUGUCGUCAUUGUGGCGGUAGGGGUAACGUUGUGUUUGUUUUGGUUGGAGUUUAGUGGCGACGAGCGUACAACAAAAGCAGAAGAGUGUUUUGUUGUGAUGCUGGUUGAGCCGAUCAUCUGGGUUCUGGCUGGCGUUCAUGUGGAGGUUUGUCUGUCAGGUAUUAUCGUUUUCCAUUUGGUCGCCGUGCCCAUGGGGUUGAGUUCCUUCGUGGUGGCCGCCUGCAGUUGCAUGUUGUCAUGCAUUAGUUCGAUUGGACUGUUCGUUUGCAUAUCGGCGUGUACUCUUUAUGUGUUUUCAUUGCAAGCAGAUAUGGAGCGGAUUAUCGAAAGCAGUUAUGGAACUGCUACAGUGGAGCUCCCACGCGGGUUUAUAGUUACAGCUUGCCCUCGAUUUCACCAUAUUGUCGCGGUCGAGUGUGUGGUAGGUCAACAACUUCGGAGUUUUCUAAUUCCGGAUGAUCGCGCAAAGUUGGAUGAUAUGUUGUCAUCUGCGACCGACGGUGGUUUCAGAUCUAUUUUGGCCACCUUCCAACAUCCUAAUGGUUGCUCGUUGGAUGCGACGCUCGUUCCUUACAGCGGGAACUCCAGAACAGUAAAAGUGUGUGUUCAAUCCCAAGGCGAAGUUCGCCACGUGGGCAUCGAAGAAGCGAGAAGCCAGACAGGAAUCCCGCGUGAAACCAUGGAACCCUCAAUAAUUUUGCCACAGGGGUGUCAUCCUUGAACUGCGCAUGGCGAUGCCAACGUUGCCUCGCGUCUGCUCGUGACUGGGGGAAUAUCACAACAGAAAAUUCUGACGGCAUCUCACUGCCUAGUUUGCCUCCAGCAGCACCGCGAUCUACCGCAGAUCCUGGGCCAGGAUUGCCGCUGCGCAGGGAGCUGUUGCGUAAUGGUCAACGCGAUUUGCUUCUCGCGAUAUUGGAGAGUUGGCGUCCACAAGUGUACCACGAGACCACACUUGCUCUGCAGCAGUGGGAUCAUACUACAACCCAGCUUGCGACACAGUUACGGCACUUAGCAGAGCAGAGGCGCCGUGCGGAAUUUGACGAGGCGAGCGCGUUGAUCCUAGAUUUGCAACUUGUGGCUUUGCGUGUAUCGUCGCAGUUUGGAGCCAGGGGCUUAGGUAUUGCGACGUGUUGGCCAAUUGUGAUAAGUUUUAUCCUUGGUAUUGACCCUCUGAACCAUAUCGUAUAUGUUUGGCCACUAUUGCCUCUUAUUUCUCCGCCGUUGCCAGAUAUUGAAAGCCACCGUGAGUGGACCGCCAGCGUGUGGACCAUGAUGGCGAGGCGCAUACCGUGGGCGCCUCCAGCAGCUGGGCACUAGCGUAAUCAGAGCCAUCAAUCAAGCGGCUCACGGCAAGUCCUGCCGCCGUGCCAUCUCGCCACUGGCCUUGCUCUACUCGCCUCCCUCCACACAGCUUCCCCGCCUCUGCGUCCUCCUCGUCUCACCACGGGGCAUUCUUCGCGAUUGUAGGAGAAAAUCGGGGCGUCCGAAGGCACGUGCCGGAACGCUUCCCGUGGGCAGCCCGAAGGUAUUUGCCAGGGCGCUCCCUACUUAGGCACCAGAAUCUAGACUUCCAAGAGGCAUCUACGGUAGGCCUGCGGCGAUGACACAUCGACAAGAUUAACGAGGGCUGGAAUCACUGUGCAUCCCCGCAACGGAAAACAAAUUGC
This is a messenger RNA of Prorocentrum cordatum, 2194 nucleotides long. The record is from the annotation of a GenBank genome assembly. Lineage: Eukaryota; Dinophyceae; Prorocentrales; Prorocentraceae.